Pollicipes pollicipes is the source of this 4327-nucleotide messenger RNA. Its product is annotated as afadin. Gene Ontology annotation, cellular component: cell-cell junction. Lineage: Eukaryota; Metazoa; Arthropoda; Thecostraca; Pollicipedomorpha; Pollicipedidae. The record is from RefSeq and is a predicted model, not a curated record. The transcript is spliced from 30 exons. Gene Ontology annotation, biological process: signal transduction. Gene Ontology annotation, molecular function: protein binding. Bases 245 to 4327 code for a protein of 1360 amino acids.
UGGCGGAGUCGUUCGUUUUGUACAACAGGUUUUUGUUUAGGUUAUUCUGGAGGUAGUGACGUAUGUUGAUAACGUUUUGCUUGUGUCAGCUUUCACGUAUCUAUGCGGGGUCUUGUUUUUAUGGCUGAAUUGUUUAGUAACCGAAGUCAGGUUAUUUGAGCGGAUCUGUGGGAACAUUUACAGAUGAAGCUUCUGUUAACUUGCGAUUUCCGGAUUUUAUAAGACGAGCCGGCCGUCGCCCGCCAUGGACCGGGCGCGCGCACAGGAGUGGGAGAAGCUCCGCAGCACCAUCGCCCAGUGGAACGACAACCGGCUUGACCUGUUCGAGCUCUCCGAGCCCGACGAGCAUCUCAACUUCCAUGGCGUCAUGCGGUUUUACUACCAGGACUCCGGGCAGAAGGUGUCCACCAAGUGCAUCCGCGUGUCUUCGGACGCCACGUCGGUGGACGUCAUCGACACCCUGAUCGAGAAGUUCCGGCCCGACAUGCGCAUGCUCUCCACCCCGCGCUUCGCCCUCUACGAGAUCCACGAGAGCGGCGAGGAGCGCGAACUGGCCAUGAACGAGCGGCCGCUGCACGUGCAGCUCAACUGGCACCAGGACGACCGCGAGGGCCGCUUCCUGCUGCGCAACCUCAACGACAAGCCCUGGGCGCGGCUGCGGGACCAGCGGGGCGCGCACGUCACCCCUCCGUCGCCGGACGGUCACUGCAUCACAUAUACGGCGAGGAGUCUGUGCAGCGACCGUGCCGUAACAAGACGCUGCUGCUUGUCGAUCAACGACAGCGCCGCCUCGGUGGUGGUCGAGAUGCUGCAGAAGUACUGCAAGUACCGCGAGGACCCCGCUGACUACUGCCUCGUGCAGGUGGGUGGUGACGCAGGAGCCGCAGCAGGAGAGCCGCGAGUACCGGGCGCCACCGGCCCGUUCAACGAGUACAUCCUGGAGGACGACGAGUGUCCACUGGCCAUCCUCAUCAGUCACCCGCCGACGCCCGGCUCGAUUAUGUUCCACGUGCGCCGUCGGCCGAGCGACUACCAGCCGCGCAAACGGAAGAAGAUCCCGAGCCAGCCGGCCGUCGCGUCCGACGUGGACCACAGCUACCGCGGCCACGACGAGGCCAGCCUGCCCUUCCUGGAAGAGCUGAACGCCGACGGCACCGACAUCCGACACGCGGCGCCCAGGCGCUACAGCCUGCGUCUGAACGUGACCGAGGUGGGGAGCGAGCGGUCGCCGCAAGCGGGCGGCCAGUGCCUGCAGCUGGUCGGCCACAACGUGCACCCGCGCCACUGCGUCAUCGCGCACACGGAGGGCAUCGUGACGGUGACGCCGUGCGGACGCGAGGCCGAGAUCUACGUCAACGGACAGCGCGGCUACGAGACUACCAUCCUGCAGCACGGCUGUGUCGUCCAGUUCGGCCGCUUCUACCGGUUCCGGUUCGUGGACCCGGCGCAUGAGGAGCAACGGAUGCGCGGUCGUCGCGACGCGGCGCGCAGCCACGAGCCCUACAUGGAGAGCCACGGCCCGAGCCGCCGGGACAGCAUGGAGACGACGUUCGAUGUGGCCGGUAACGUGGAGACGCGCUCCACGGCCAGCCAGCGGCACCGCGACCGUGACCGCGACCGCGACGAGACGGCCAGCCAGCGCUCGGACGGCAGGUCGGCCAACUACGCCAGCUUCCGGCGCGGCAGCGACCCCAUCCUGCCGGCGGUGCUCGAGUUCCGCGAGGAGACCGAGGACGCCUUCCUGCGCGCUGUCGUCACGCGCCUCGACCCCAGCAGUCUGCAGUUCAAGCUGGCGCCCACCUACACGCUCUACAUGGCCGCCAGGUUUCGGGCCAGCACGCACUACCGUAGCGACCUGACGCCCAACGAGCGGGCGCUGCGGCUCACCAACGUACUGGCCAAAGUGUCCUCCAUGAUCCGUGACGUCAUCCAGAUGCGCCGCACCGACGCCAACUCGCUGGCGUUCUGGAUGGCCAACGCGUCCGAGUACCUGCACUUCCUCAAGCAGGACCGCCACGUCAGCGCCUACAGCCGUGACGCCCAGGACAUCCUGGCGGAGAGCGUGCAGUCGGCCUUCUGGUACUUGGUGGACAACGUGCAGUCGGAGCUGUCCAGCUCGAUCGGCCACUUUCUGAAGGACCGCGACGACUCCAACGAGGAGGAAGGCACGACGGCCGAGGUGCUCAGCAGCCUGGGCAACACGAUGGCGCUGCUGCGCCGCUGCCGCGUCAACGCGGCGCUCACCAUCCAGCUGUUCUCGCAGCUCUUCCACUAUAUCAACAUGGGCGUGUUCAACAUGCUAGUCAUGUCCGGCCCGGUCAACUACUGCAGCAGGAUGUGGGGCGAGCGGCUGAAGCGACGCCUGAGCCGGACCGAGCUGUGGGCCGACCGGCAGGGUCUGGAGCUGGCCGCCGACUGCCACCUGGGCCGCGUGGUGCAGGCCGCCCACCUGCUCACCGCGCCCAAGAACAACGUGGAUGAUUUGACGGGCAUCACCAGCACGUGCUACAAGCUGAACUCGCUGCAGCUGCGCGCUAUGCUGGAGCGCUAUCAGCCGGCGGCCGACGAGCCGCCGCGCAUCCCACCCCAGCUCAUCGACAACAUCGUGCGGAUCGCGGAGAGCACCUCCGACGAGCUGGCGCGCCAGGACGGUCGCCCGGUGCGGCUGGAGGAGAGCCGCGACCUGCAGCUGCCCUUCCUGCUGCCCGAGGACGGCUACUCGUCGGACAUCGUGCGCGGCAUCCCAACGGUCAGUCUGGCCGAGUUCAUCGCGCCGCUGCAGCACGCCGGCCUGGCCCGCAUGAACGAGCAGCCCACCAGCUGGGGCUACUGGACCAUCUACAUGGCCGGCCACGAGCAGACCCGGCCGCCGGCCCGCAGCCCGUCGGCCAUGUCGAACCGGUCGAUGGGAGCACGUCCGCUGUCGGGCGCCGGGCCGGGGCCAGGGCCCGGGCCCGGACCAGCCCCGGGCGCCACCGAGCCGGAGGUGCAGCUCAUCAAGCUGCAGAAGUCCAACACCGGCAUGGGCCUGAGCAUCGUGGCUGCUAAGGGUCCAGGGCAGGAACAGCAGGGCAUCUACGUCAAGUCUGUGGUGCGCGGCGGAGCGGCCGACGCUGACGGCCGCCUGGCCGCCGGCGACCAGCUGCUGGAGGUGGACGGACACAGUCUGGUCGGCAUCUCCCAGGAACAGGCGGCCGAGUAUAUGAUGAAGACGGGCCCGGCCGUGCUGCUGCGCGUGGCCAAGCAGGCGGCCGUGCACCACCGGCUGACUGCACUGCUCUCCCAGCCAUCUCCCACCAUGUCACGAGGCAGCCGCCGAGCCAGCGAGCGGGGCGGCAUGCCCCCCAGCGGUAGAAUCCAGGGCGCCAAGUCGGUGCCGGCCCUCAGCUCCGAGGCGGCCGACCGCGAGCCGGCGCCGCCGCCUGGCCGCCACCAGGAGACCUACAACCCGGGCUUCAGCCUGUCGGCGUCCAACGCCAGCCUGGCGGCGCUGCCGACCGGCCACGGGCCCCCGCCGCCGGCGCACGCCCGCUCGCGCUCCGUGCAGAACCUGCACAAGCCGGCGGCCGGCGGCGGCGGCGGUGGCGGUCCGGCGCCGCCGCCGCGCCCCAUCUCCGUGCAUACCCACUACCAGCUGCAGGCCGGCCAGGGCCAGAUGGGGCCGCCACGGUCUGAGAUGCCGCGCUCCGUGUCGGACCACGAGCACCUGCGCUACCGGCACCCCAGCGCCACCUACGGCAACACGCAGCCGGCGCCGUUCGCCGAGCAGCCGCCGGGCGACAUGUACGGCGAGAUGCUGCCGCCGCCGCCACCGCCGCCGCCGCCGUCCACACACCCGCUGUACGGGCAGCCGCCGCAGCGGCCGCCGCCGCCCGAACACCAGUCGCCCUACGACGCCGGCAACCCCUGGAACCGGGAGGAACGUGAAAAGGUGGGCGCUGUGCUGGCCGGUGGUCCAUGGAGAUGGUUGCGCCGGACGGAGGCGGAGCGCCAGUGGCGGGACCAGCACAUCGCCCGCCUGGAGGCCAUGCCCAGCCGGUCGCGGCGCGAGCAGCAGCAGCUCGACACACUGCUGCUCGAGAAGCGCUUCCAGCAGCGCAUGGAGUUGGCUGGCGAUGACGAGGACGAAGACAACGACGACAACCUGGUGAGGAGCCUGGAGCAGGCGAGCCUGGACCAGGCGUCGGAAGCCGUCAUGGACGAACUGACGCGCUUCUACCGGUGUGUCAACCCGCUAAUGCGACACCGGCUGGUGCGGCCGUCCGGCGAGCCGCCCCACGCUCGAGCACGUCCGCGCGGUGCACGAGGCGUACCCCGUCGGCAGUGA